Messenger RNA from Eruca vesicaria subsp. sativa (arugula), 1419 nucleotides. NCBI's taxonomy places the organism in Eukaryota, Viridiplantae, Streptophyta, Magnoliopsida, Brassicales, Brassicaceae. The record is from the annotation of a GenBank genome assembly.
AUGGCCUCUCAGCUGCUUUUGCCAACAAACCUAUUCACUAAGUCAUCCUUCGAUAAAGUUUUCAUUACAGGUGAUAACAUGACUCUGAAAAGAAAGUCCAACCACGCAAGAAGAAUUUCAUAUGGACUUAGCUUAAGAGCAAACGCAGCUUUGAUAUCUAGUCAUAGCUCAUCUGUUGAAGUUCCACGUCAAUGGUACAAUCUUGUUGCUGAUCUCUCUGUUAAGCCUCCUCCACAGUUGCACCCCAAAACUUUCGAACCAAUCAAACCCAAAGAUUUAACUCAUCUUUUCCCUAAUGAGAUAAUUAAGCAAGAAGAAACACUGGAGAGAUUUAUCGAUAUCCCCGAAGAAGUUCUUGAAAUCUAUAAGCUUUGGCGUCCAACUCCUCUCAUCAGAGCAAAGAGAUUGGAGAAGCUUCUUCAGACACCUGCAAGGAUUUACUUCAAGUAUGAAGGUGGUAGCCCAGCUGGUUCACACAAACCAAACUCAGCAGUUCCACAAGCUUAUUACAAUGCGAAAGAAGGUGUCAAGAACGUUGUGACGGAAACUGGCGCUGGCCAAUGGGGGAGCUCUUUAGCCUUUGCUUCUAGUCUAUUUGGACUUGAUUGUGAAGUGUUUCAAGUGGCCCAUACAUACCAACAAAAGCCAUACCGUAGGCUGAUGAUGCAAACUUGGGGGGCCAAGGUUCAUCGAUCACCUUCGGAACUCACUGAGGCAGGUAGAAGAAUCCUUCAGGCAGAUCCAUUAAGCACAGGAAGUUUAGGCAUUGCAAUUUCAGAAGCUGUUGAAGUCGCAUCAAGAAACGAGGAUACUAAAUACUGUUUAGGGAGUGUAUUUAACCAUGUGUUGUUACACCAGACGGUUAUUGGAGAAGAAUGCAUAAAACAGAUGGAAGAAUACGGCGAAACGCCUGAUGUGAUCAUAGGAUGUACUGGUGGAGGAUCAAAUUUUGCUGGUUUGAGUUUUCCUUAUAUCCGGGAGAAACUUAAAGGCAAAAUCAACCCUAUUAUAAGAGCGGUUGAACCCACCGCUUGUCCUUCCUUAACCAAAGGAGUUUACGCUUAUGAUUUUGGUGGUACAGCUGGAUUGACUCAUUUGAUAAAGAUGCAUACUUUAGGGCAUGACUUCAUUCCUAGUCCUAUACAUUUCGGUAAGAAAUCAGGACGACCAAAUGGAUUACGGUACCAUGGGAUGGCACCGUUGGUCUCACAUAUUUAUGAACAAGGUUUCAUGGAAGAAAUUUCAAUUCCUCAAACUAAGUGCUUCCAAGGUGCUAUUAAGUUUGCGAGAACAGAAGGGAUAAUACCUGCGCCAGAACCGACUCACGCCAUUGCUGCAACCAUAAGAGAAGCUCUCCGAUGCAAAGAAACAGGUGAAGCAAAAGUGAUAAUUAUGGCCAUGUGGACAUGGCCACUUUGA